Molecule: messenger RNA, 954 nt
Organism: Cyclocybe aegerita
Lineage: Eukaryota; Fungi; Basidiomycota; Agaricomycetes; Agaricales; Hemipholiotaceae
Source: the annotation of a GenBank genome assembly
AUGUUCGCAGCAUCAGACCUCAAGAAUAUUCGAAGCCCGGAUGUAGAGGAAAGGAAGAAGCUCGCUGAUGGAAUACGAGAUGCCUGCGUGAACGUUGGAUUCUUCUACGUGAAGAACCAUGGAGUACCAGAGGCAUUCACUGACGGUGCCUUGCAAAUGGCGAAGGAUUUCUUUGACCUUCCAACCGAGAAAAAGAUGGAGAUCCUGAACCGGAAAACACCCAACUUCAAGGGAUAUUCUCCUUUGCGUAGCGGAAAUAACGACCCGGCCGGAGAUGGGGAUCUGCAAGAAGGCUUUGAGUUUGGCUGGGAGGAACCCAGCCCCGUAGGAACCACAACUCAAGGAAACGCCGACGGAGUCAUGGCGGGGGCCAACAUUUGGCCUGCAGACAUUCCCGAAUUCCGCGAGACGGUACUCAAAUAUUAUUAUGCUGCCGUUGACUUGGGCAAGGCACUGUUUCCCAUCUUUGCUCUCGCCUUGAACCUGCCAGAAGUCUUUUUCGAAGACAAGACCCGACAUUCAGCAGCUUUGAUGAAGUUACUACACUAUCCUCCACAGACAGGCCCUAUCGAUGGGCGAGUCAUAGGAAUUGGUGCACAUACCGAUUGGGAGUGUUUCACCAUUCUCUGGCAAGAACCCAAAAUCCAAGCACUGCAAGUCCUCAACUCGGAAAAGCAGUGGAUUGAUGCACCGCCAAUUCCUGGUACCCUCGUAAUCAACCUCGGUGAUCAAUUCGCACGUUGGACAAAUGACAUCUUCAAGUCGACUGUGCAUCGGGCAAUCAACCGGAGUGGUGUGCGGCGCUACUCAAUCCCCCUGUUCUUCGGGACAGACUACGCUGUUAAACUAGAGCCUAUACCCAGCUGUAUUUCUCCUGAUACUCCUCCGAAGUACGAGGUCGUCACGGCCGGAGAAUAUAUCAAAAGCCGCCUUCAAGCCACAUACAAUCAUUAG